This is a messenger RNA of Symbiodinium necroappetens, 1077 nucleotides long. The record is from the annotation of a GenBank genome assembly. Lineage: Eukaryota; Dinophyceae; Suessiales; Symbiodiniaceae.
AUGCAUUUGGCAGCUUUUAUGAGAUUUCCCCUGCUGGCAGCAGACAUCGCUGCUCUCUGCAGGGUGAGGGCCCUUAGGGGUGCCUCUGUGUCACUCCAGCCCCGCACGAUGGCCAGCGCAGCUGGGAUCCCCACCUGGGAAAACGUGUACAUCAACGGCCAGUGGAGUCGACCUGCCUCGCCGGAGAAGUUUUGCGAUGUGAUCGAUUCCAACACUGGCAAGGUUUGCGCGCGCGUGCCCGCUGGCGGUGCAAAGGAUGUGGAGAAGGCCGUUGCUGCGGCCCGCGAGGCGUUUCCUUCCUGGGCAGAAAAGCCCCUCGACGAACGCAAGGCGAUCUUGCUCAAAGUCUUGGAGACGUGGCAGGGCAAGAAGGCUAAGGCCACGGAGUGGCUCUGCAAAGAGCUGGGCUGCACGGCAGCGUUUGCCAAGAACGUGCAGGUCAACAUGGUUGACUUCCACCUCGGGACCUGCUUGAAGCUUGUCGACAUGGUCAAGUUUGAGGAGAGGAUGGCAUUCGGAUCGCUGGUUGUGCGCGAACCUAUCGGCGUGGUUGGCUGCAUCACCCCAUGGAACUAUCCGCUGAACCAAAUUGCUGCUAAAGUCUUCCCAGCGAUGUUGGUGGGUUGCACCAUUGUUCUGAAGCCGAGCGAGGUGACGCCUGUUUGUGCAUACCUCCUUGCGGAGGCUGUGCAUGAGGCCGGAGUUCCCGCAGGCGUGUUCAACAUGCUGAUGGGUGAUGGACCCAACUGUGGAGAGGCUAUUGCAGCCCAUCCCGGAGUCGACAUGGUCAGCUUCACAGGCUCCACGCGUGCAGGCAAGCGGAUCUCCGAGGUGGGCGCGCAGACCUUGAAAGUGGUCCGCACAGAGCUGGGUGGAAAGAGCGCUGCAUUGCUGCUGGAGGAUGCAGACCUCCCCAAGCUGGUCCCCAAGUUCAUGCAGACUUUGAUGAACAACAGCGGCCAGUCCUGCAAUGCACUGAGCCGGAUGCUGGUUCCGCGAAGUCGUUACGACGAGGCUGUGGGGAUUGCGAAGCAGGUUGCGGAGCAGACCACGGUCAGCUUUGCACAGGAUGACAAG